This is a messenger RNA of Polyodon spathula (Mississippi paddlefish), 4537 nucleotides long. RefSeq names its product WW domain binding protein 1-like b (gene wbp1lb). The transcript is spliced from 4 exons. NCBI's taxonomy places the organism in Eukaryota, Metazoa, Chordata, Actinopteri, Acipenseriformes, Polyodontidae. The record is from RefSeq and is a predicted model, not a curated record. Bases 230 to 1312 code for a protein of 360 amino acids.
CUUCCGAGACAGCGGAGUUGACGACUUGAGUUCGGCAGUCAGUAUUAGCCAGUGGCAGGCUCCUCGGAAAAUUGCCCUCGAACGGUCCAAUAGUGAAAACGCGAAGGCGGUGCUUACUGUGGCCUUGCACCAAACAGGAAUCGGUUGAUAGUUAAAGCUCUAUGUGAAACCUAUAUUGUUAUUUUGUAUGUAUGUGUGUAUUUGUUGAUGAAAAGGGGUACGCAGGCAAAUGGAUUGCCGUCUUCUUAACAUGGGCUUGUUUUUGUUCCACGCUGGCCCCGUCCUUCUUACAGCAGAGACAAGUGAUGCAAGUUCCGCGGAGAACAAAGUAGUCUGUUAUGGAGUGAACAAUCAGAGCUACAGCUGUGAUGCUGGCCAUUGCUGUGGGGAGUCGCAGUGCUGUAACUACUACUAUGAGCUCUGGUGGUUCUGGCUGGUUUGGACUAUAAUUAUAAUACUGAGCUGCUGUUGUGUUUGUCACCACCGACGCACAAAGCACCGGUUGCAGCAGCAACAGCGGCAGCAUGAAAUAAACCUGAUUGCAUACCGGGAAGCGCACAACUAUACCUCCCUGCCAUUCUACUUCAGGUUUUUGCCAAAUUAUCUACUGCCUGCCUAUGAGGAAGUGGUGAACAGACCUCCAACCCCACCUCCACCGUAUAGUGCCUUGCAGCCGGGCCCUCCAGCCAGCAGCAGCCCCUCGAGCCCAGAGCAAGUAGACAGAAACCCUCAGGCGGCACAAGUGAACACCCCACCAGCAGCUAACGAUGCCAUCUCCCAACACCCCAGCACCCUGGAAUCUGAGCCACCCACAGCCUACAUCCGGAGACAAGUCACAAAGCCUCAUGUUGCUAUCGAGCAUGACAGCCUGGAUGCCUGCGCAGAGGAACUGGCUGAUCCAGCAGUCUCUCCAGACAAGGAAGGGGACUGUCAGAAAGAGCUGCUGAAAGACUUGAGCUGUGAAACCUUCUCGGACGACAAAGACAAGACCCCAGGAAGGCACCGGCGCUUCACCGGAGAUUCAGGCAUCGAGGUGUGCGUCUGCAGCCGGGGGAGCGAGGCAGACGAUCUCAAGGAGCUGGACGGACUGCUUGAUGAAGGAUUGGACGGACCCAUGGACUUCUGCGAUGGCUGCAACACCUGUGACCCCCGAGCACACGAGGAUGAGGAAUUGGGACUGGCUGUCCCAGAGAGACACCAGGACAAUGGGGAGCCUUCGCUGUCUCGGCAUCCGACCUGCCUGUUGCUGCACACUAUAAAUGAGCAGGAAUCCCCAAACAGUCAGAGUGCCAGCAGCGACCCACAAAGUUGAGCACAGGUUUGGUGCGUAGAAAAAGAGUUGAACAGAAACAGACUUUUGUUUUGUGAUGGUGGUGUUUGAGGGGUGUCUGUGGUUGUUUAUUUCUCAGUAAGACCCAGCAAAGCCUUUAGUAAAAUGAGUGCUGUUCUGCUUUCAGAGGAGGACACCACUUUUUUUAAAUGUUUUUAUUAAACUUUACAAGGAGUGUAUGCUACAGAAAUCGAGGUAGUUUGCAUAUUUGGAAGGCAGACUGUUUCAUGAAAUGUUCACACCUUUGUUACAAGGAAUUUGUGGCCUGUUCCAGGUAAGCAGACUGGCAACUGUACGCACUGAAGUGCUUUGCUGGAAAAAUAAAACCGGAAGAUUUUGUCUCCUGAUUGCUAAUUUUAAUUAGGAUUACAAUCAAGGAGUAAUACUGGGAAACAGAUGGUGUCUUUUACUUGCUUUUGAAAAUACAUCAUUUGAUUUGUUUUUUUGUGGUGGAAAAGAGGCAGUUAGACCAGAAUCUCUUCUUGGAUAACAAACAGCUUCAACAGAGAUCUCUUCAGAAGGAAUAUUCUUGCAUACAGGUAAUGGAUAAUGGUGGGAUUUCUCUUGUCCCUCUGUGCAACACACAUGAUGCCCAGAUUUGUUGUGUGUGUGGGUAGUAUUUUAAUUUUAAGUGAUAUUAUUUUAAGAGCCAAAAAGCAACACGUUGCUGCUUUUGUAAGUGCAUGUGUGUACAUGCAUCAUACAAUCACUUCACACAGUUAUACAAGGAAAUUAUCUUUUCAGUUCUGAUCUGGGACAGUUCUUACUGUGUUUCGAUCCUUCUAUUCAAGUAUCGAAGACUUAUAAAUGACUGUUCUUUUUAGAGCAAGUCCUCUAGGGUGUUAGGAGAUUUGUUUUUCUAUAUAAAAUGUUUUCUAGCAAAAUAUAUAUAUUUUUUUGUGUGUACUGUAAGCUUUAAAUUAAGCAUUUAAAAUGUGCUGGCUAGGUUUUUGAUUUUCUUCACUAGGCUAUGAGUAAAGUCACCUCCUUUUCACCUCGGCUAUAGUUGAGUGCUGAAAUGAAAACGAUACCUUACAACAAUCAAUCAAUGACUUUGCAUGGAAUAAAAAAGUAAUCUGCAACCCUGCUGUACCACAAAGGGUACUAUAUCAUAAUAUAGCUUUACACACUGAAAUCUGUUCUAUUUCUGUUAUUUUCCAUGGUAUAUACAGUCUGCGAUUGGUAUCCUGAAACAAACAGCAAUGGUACCUGUUAAGUUUGACUCCCGUCUGUUUGUUUUAAGUAAUUACUAAUAUUCCGCCUAGGAAACGCUGAUGGCUCAUUAUGUAUGUUUACAAAGCUGGCAGACCUGUUGAGCAGAUAAAAAUAAAACGGGGGGGGGGGGUAAUAAUUGGAUACACAUCCAUGAAUAACCGAGAAUAAAAGCCAAGUGUAUGAGGGAAGGGGGAAAAGGGUCGUAGUAGACAUGACCUCAAAUUGAUUUUUAAUCAGAUUUCAUAGGUUCAGCUUAAAGGAGAGUAAAAACUUUGCACAUCUCAAAAGGCAUCUCAGUACAUUUCAGAUGGAGGCCUCCUGGAGUUAUCUAAGAUUACUUAGAGCUUUGUUCCAGCAAAGGCAUACUAGAGAGAGAAGCAAACUAUACUGCAAAAAAUUGAAAAACAAGUUAGUGGACAAUACCAAGUACCAUUGCUUGAGAAAUUCAGUACCAGUAUCUACUGUCUCCUAAAUGAACAUUAUACAAUUUACCUAGAUAUCUGUUACAGGUGUAAACGUGCAUUUUAAUGGGAAAGGAUACUAGUUUUUGUUAUCCUAGGCGGUGUCUGUCUUUUGUGUUCUAAUCAUAAGUACAAGCCAUUGUUUUGCCUUUUAUGCCAACAGAUUGCCCUGCUGGCUCUGUUCGGACACCUCAUUUUCAAGGGCCUUUACUUGACAAUAGAUGGCCUUAGAUUAUUAAUGCUGCAUAAUUGCUGAAGAAAAUAGUUUUUUUAUGCACAAGUGCAAAACUUAAUUAUUUUUAUGUUAAAACAUACCAGUUACAUUAUUUUUUGAAGAAAGAUGAUUAUAUUCAAUUCAUAUUACUUUUAUAAAAGCAUUGUGUUAAAGGCCACUUUAAGACUUGUGUACAGGUGGAAAAUAAAUAUCAAGUUCUGUGUUGAGGAUGUAUCACCUUUUUUGUGUGUGUGUGUGUGUGUGUUGUGGAGAUCAAAGCACAACUGCAUGAUAGUGUCGCGUAUAUAACGCAAUGCUGAUCCAACCUGCCAGGUGGUGUUUUUGCAAAUUCUAUUGUAAUUCCUUGUUUUAAAGAAAGAAACUGACAAAAACAGCACACAGUUAAAUAAAAAAUAUGAAUGCAAUUUGAAUCUACUUGCUCAUUAAAGAAUUUAGAACAUUGGGUUUUGUUUUUUUUUUUUUUUUUGGGGGGAGGGGGGAAUAGAAGUGAAAGUUGAUUUGGGAGGGCCAGCUUUGCCCAUCCCUGGAAGAGACAUUCAGUUGUAAAAUAAUGUGGAGAAGGGGUCUAAAAUUGUAUGCACGCGAAAAGCUGGGCGACACAGUGCAGCUUAACCCAGAACAGAGAAAGAUUACUUGGCAUUACAGUGGGAGAAUGUAAGAAUUGAAAUAACUCGUCGUUUAGAAAAACAUGAGCUUAUGUGUUUUCUUUUAGUUUGUUUUUGAUUAUUAAGAAAACCAGAUUUCAGCUUUGUAGACUACACUGUUUUCCUAUGUUCAGAUAAUGUAGAGCAGUUAAGGUAGUUCAGUUAUUUGGAGAAAAAAAAAAUGAUUAGCGUGUGCAGUAUCUUAUGUCUGAUUCAUAUUGACAAUGAUGAUGAAAGUGUUAAAUCUGCUGUAAUGGAAAAUGCAUGAAAAGUUUUUUUGUUUGUUUUUUUUCCCCCUAUUUUCUAUUUUAGAAGGUGCAUAGUAGCAUUUUGGAAAUACUGAACAUGUGUAAAGUGUGUUCUGAUAUAAUAUAUAAAAAGAGAUCUUCAAAGUUAUAAAUACUUGUUAAUGAAGUGUUUCUGAGGUUCUUGCACUAUGUUAUUGUUACAAGUUAUGUACUAAGGGCUUGUACUGUCUACAGAAUAUCACUGAAUAACAGACAAUACAAUAUUUCUGUAUAUGUAGGCUUUUAAUGAAAUGUAUGUAUUGUUUCAUUCUUGAAUAUAUGCCCUUUUUGAAUGUAUUGUUUAAGUUCAAAGAAGCCACUGGGGCCGAUGCAUUUAAAGGAGAGAUUAAAAAAAAAUACUACAA